GAAGUAUCAACCUGGAUUUAGUAGUAUUAUUGCACCUGUUUUGUGCCCUGUCAAAAGCUUAAAACACUGCCAUUUCCCGUAUUUCCUCAUUAAAACAACUUUCAGUUUUGACAGUAAAAGGGAAUAUUUCUCAUAUGAAAAAGUUGGGUAUUUCCUUAUGAGUCACAGUUAGGGAUGUAAUUAAGACUGAUAUAAAAGGACAGUCGCUCUGUUAACUAAAUAAUCCAAUUUUAAAUAAAUGUCUCAGUGACAUGUUUGGGCAUUGCUGAUCUCCAGCAUGGCAAACAUCCUAUCCUGUGUUUUGCCAUCCCUCAGCCUGAAGCAAAUUUGAUAUAUAAAGGGCAUGAGCAAAAGAAAUGACACAAGCUUACUCUAAUAUUGUUUGAUGUAUGCCCUAUAAGACUAAGAGUUUGGAAGAUUUACCAUAUGGAAGAAGACAAACUAACUGUCCAGAUUCAAAGUUGCCCAACAAAGCUGAAACAAAAUAUUUGGUCAUAAAGGAGCUUCCAGCACUGCACCCUUAAUAGGUACCUUCCCUGCACUUAUACUGGCUACCCUCUAAACCAACUUAAGAAAAUCCUGUCAGACUGAGAUAUUUCGGCAACAAUUUGGAACCUUUUCAAUCCAGGCAACAGGCUACAACAUCUUCCCACUGGGUUGAACUAAUAAACAAAUAUGGAUUCUACAAGAAGAACUAGUAUUGGAAAUUGUGACGACAAUGUCUACAAGUAUGGUUUCUUUAUAAAAUCACCACCACCUCAACUUUUUAAUAAUCAGAGUUCCUGGAAAAGGAGAUAUUUUAUUCUUUCUCAUUCUGCCCAAAAUGGUUACAUCUUGAGCUAUCGUAAAGGCCAGCAAACAAAGGGCCACAUUGAAAUUAAUGAGGCUUCAAAAAUAGAAAUUGGCAUAGGUGACUCUGAUAAAAUGUCUGUUGUGAAAAAGAUGUUCAAGUGCCAGUCCACUGAAGUGAUCAGUAUCACUACAGAGAACAGAAUAUUUUACCUUAUUGGAAGAGAUAGCAAGGAAGUUGAGGAAUGGGCCACCUUCCUAUUUACAUUGUGCUCAGAACAACAGAAACAGAAAAUCAGAAGUCGGUCCCAAUCUGUCCCAGCCUGUCUUGAUGAAUUGGAUAUUACCUCUAUCACCAAAAUGGAUCAGUGUCUUGGUACUAAAUAUGAAGACAUAGCAACAUCAGUUCACAAACAAAGGCCAAACUCAGAUCCUAGUCCUCAAGAAACCCAGAAAGAACUACAUAUUUAUGAAUCCCCGGGAAAACUCCUACGCCGUCUGAGGCAACUGACAAAUACUUCAUUUGAAGAACAGGAAGAAAAAGAGGAAUAUUAUGCUUCUCCAUCAAGUAUUUUAGCUGAGCCGGAUGAGGUGAGAAUGGGAGAAUAUAGCAUCUCAGAGAAUGAAAAGUUCAGUAGCAGUAAAGAAUACAUGUCCAUGAAAGAUUUAAUUUCAGAAAUGGUAGAAGAUAAAAUAAAACCAAAAGAUGCCAAUAAUCAAUUAGUGACCCUUCCCCAAAAUCAGAUGGAUGUACAAAUGGCAAAACCAAAGCCAUUGGAAAAAACACCCAAAGUCUUCUUUUUAUCUGUGGUUCAAUUGUCCAUAAUUCUCAGUAAAAUCACAGAUGAUAACCAGUUGGAGCAGGUGGAUAUUCUCCUUCUCCAGAAUAAUCUUGAAUCCUACUUAACACUUGUAGAAGCUUCUGGAUGCAUAUGCAUUUCUCAGUGGAAAGACCCAUGUCGUUUAGGAUGCAUAUUUCAUCAAGGAGAUCAUAUAGUGGCUGUGAAUGAUUUGCAUAUCAAAGAUAUGGAUGAAAUAUUUUGGUUCAUAAGUAGAUCCAGAAGAAAGGAGGUAAAACUGACAAUAAAUCGACUCCCAGAUUCAGAGAUUUUACAUGUUCCAGGAUGCAAGUGUCCACAAUGGCAUAAAAGAGCAGUAGUUUCUUCCAUGUUACUUUCUGUUUGAUAAGAGAUCUCCUUGCAAUCUUUUUGAAUCAAAUGAUGAUCCUGGUUAUUACAAAUCAAUGAAACAAAAUGAGUUGAAGAAUGAAUGGAAAGUGAAACAAAAUGAGUUGAAGAAUGAAUGGAAAGUGAAUGAACUUUGCAACUGAACAUUAGGGAAAUUGGUAUUUUCUAAAUGUAGUUAUGAUUUCUACUUAUAUUUCAAUAAUUAACUGAGUUGCUAACAACUAGUGGCAGUCAAAAUAUAUGAUAAACAGUAGGAUAUCUUACCAAAGUUUAAACAAAGAACAUGCUGUAGCUGCUGAGAGAAUCUAUGAUAGGGACUAAAUAUAAUAUGAACUAUGGCAGAUUUGAUAUAUAUCAACAUGCAGUUUAAAAUAGAAAGAUAUAUUUCAAUAAUACCAGGCUGUGGUACUAAACUAAAUUUACCUUUGAUUGUACGAUUAAAUUCAGUAGAGUUUAAAAACAAGUCAAGGAUUGAAAUGCACAUUUGCUGACAUUUACUAUAACAAGGGUGAUCCUAGUUAAGGAAGUAUUUCUUCUCCAGAAUAAACUAGUCACAGCUUUUUAUUUAAUUAUAUUAAAUUAGGUUCAAACAGAAAUCCAUUUCCACUGUGUAAAGUUGUCAGAUAUAUUUGGAUGUUACUGGAAAAAACAUUAAAGUUCCAUGUUGGUUCUGAUAAAAAAUUAAUGUUUUGGAACAAAACUUAUUUAAAAAAUACAGAAUAAACAUAUUUUGAAGAAAAUAAUUACUUUUAAUCAUUUUGGAACUUUUAAAAAAUUAUGAAAGUAGUACAAUUAACUAGGUGGCAAUAUGAACAGCUAACAUACUUCUUGUGUUCCUUGCUGGAACAUGAUACCGUAGCAGUGUCUGAUAUUAAGAUUGAGUAAGUGUAUUGAAGGC
Protobothrops mucrosquamatus (brown spotted pit viper) is the source of this 2874-nucleotide messenger RNA. It is a transcript of the gene PLEKHS1, whose product is annotated as pleckstrin homology domain containing S1. NCBI's taxonomy places the organism in Eukaryota, Metazoa, Chordata, Lepidosauria, Squamata, Viperidae. The transcript is spliced from 17 exons. The record is from RefSeq and is a predicted model, not a curated record. The coding region runs from base 676 to 1974 and encodes 432 amino acids.